Myiozetetes cayanensis is the source of this 10028-nucleotide messenger RNA. It is a transcript of the gene TCAF2, whose product is annotated as TRPM8 channel associated factor 2. The coding region runs from base 4938 to 7721 and encodes 927 amino acids. The transcript is spliced from 7 exons. Lineage: Eukaryota; Metazoa; Chordata; Aves; Passeriformes; Tyrannidae. The record is from RefSeq and is a predicted model, not a curated record.
UGGAUGUUGGGAAAAUGUUCUUCACAGAGAGAGCUUGGUCAGGAACCAAGCCUGUCAGAGUACGAGAAGCAUCUGGGCAAUGCUCUUACUCAUAUGGUUUAGUUUUAGGCAGUCCUGUGAGAAGCAGGGAUUUUGAUUUGAUGAUCCUUAUGGGUCCCUUCCAACUUGAGAUAUUGUGUGAUUCUGUGAUCUGCACUAGGUGCCUUCUUUUGCCAUAGUUUCAAGCACUUCUGUAAGAAAGGGGGUUGCCCAGGUUGAAGUGUUGUGUUCUCUUCUGUGUGCAUGUGAAUUUAUUGCUUCAUCUCACCACCUUUUUUGCACACUACUCGAUCUUUACAUCUCAUGGCUUACUGCUUUAGCUUAUCUAGCUUAGGCCAGGGGUGACUUCCCAGUGCUUAUACUUUCACAGGUAUAUGGCAAAGAAUGUUCAGUUCUGGGAGUUGUCAUGUCCAGGGAAACACAAGUUUGAGCCCAUUCAGAAAUGGACUAGCCUCACAGUUACCCUGGAUGCUGUACGUAUGGGAGCACUCACUGGCUAAAAACAGGUUCCUGAUCCUCCAGCAGUGAAGGCUACUGAGCACAUUACUGCCCCAACAUCAGCCCAGGCUCUCACUUGAGUGCUUAGACCAGCUGCAGAGCCCACUUAGUCUUGCCAUGUAGACACUGCUUUUCUUUAUAAGAAUGUGCCGUAGAGCUUUGAAGCAUCCUUGCAGUUUUAAUGUAUGUUAAAUUUGUAUUUGUGCCACACAGCACACAAGUCACAGAAUCAGAGAAUGUUUUGGGUGGAAGGGAUUUCAAUGAUCACCCAGUCCAAGUGAUACCUUGCAGUGAUACCUUCUAUUAAACCAGGUUACUCAAAGCCCCAGCCAACCUGCCUUUUAACACUUUCACUGGUGGGGCAUCCACAGCUUCUCUGUGCAACCUAUUCUAGUGUCUCACUACUGUCAUUAUAAAAAACUUCUUCAUUAUUGCCAAUCUAAAUCUACCCUCUCUCAGUUUAAAACCUUGUUGAUGACUAACAGGUAUAAUGAAUGUAAGUAUUUUUGUCUCUUCAGCAAUGCUAAAUGUCAGCAUGCCUCUCCUUGCUCAGUUUGUCAAAAAACAUGUGAAGAAGCAAGAGUCCACCAAUUCUUUACUAGCUGCAGAGUUUGCAGCAUACUUGGGUUUUGGUUAUUGUGCAGAAGACAGCUAGACUGUAAAUUUGAAAGAGAGGAAAGAUUGGAAAACCCAUGGGUCCACUUUAUUUAGGAAGAACAACCAAGUCCCUAGGAAUUGUGUGUCUCCCUCACUUAGGCUGCCUUUGUUCUUAACAGGUGAUCCACCCCACUUGCUGUCCUGUGUCUUUUGUCCUGUUCCUCACAGGUACUCCACAAUCCCAUACUUUUGACUCAUGGAGAUCCUCACAGGGUUUACAGGGACCUUAAAGAUUCACCCCAAAGUGACUGACCACUUGACACACAAAAUCUAUUCUCUUACUCACCCUUAGAACUCCCCCAGGUCAUCUGUCUCACAGAUAUUCUUCCUGAGUGGACCUAGGGGUAUUCUUUCCUUUGUAGCACAUCUCUUUUGCUUGUGUGUGAUGGCUUAUGGACAGCAGAUGAUAGAGUCUCAAGUCUGUAUUUAAUGAAAUCCAAUUAUCUUCCCACUGCAUAUUUGACCCUUUUCCAGAGACAGAAGAAAGGCUAGGAUAGAGUCAGGCAUCUUGCAGGAUUUAUAAAUGUAUGCUCCAAUACUUACUCUCAGUACUCUCAGCUCUGCAGGGAGUAGGAAUUGUCUGGAGGUGAGAGGUGUAAGGGACAGGAGGGAAGACAAGGGAUCAAGAAUCUGUCUUGAGACAGUGUCAUGGAGAAUUUGUACUUCCACAUUAAGAAGGAAGGCAACUAGGAACCAAGAUCUUCCCCUUCCUUCUGUGUGUGCCCAACAGUAGUUGUUUCCUCCUGACUGAUAUGAGAGACAUCCUUCUCAGUCUUCUGUAGCUUCCUUCAGUUCUCGUUAGCCAUGUGUGUUCUCUGUCCCUGCUGUGUUUUCUCCCUUCUCUCUCUUGAAAGAGAUCAUCAGUAGCUGUGUCUGUUCUGGGUCUAGUGAGUGUGCUUCCUUCCCUCUGUCCACACUGAAAUGCUUAAUACAAUUGAAAUGGAGAAACUGUGAUUACAUAGGAAUUGGGAAUUCUCUUACAUGGUGACAAUUGCUUUCAGUUAAGAGAGAGUUAAAAUCCUUCUCAAGACAGCCACACCUUGCUCUGGGUAAAUGCUAGGGAGGAGCAGUCCUCCCAGGUCUAGAGUCUAGGAUGUUAGCUUUCAGAUCCUGUGAUAAGAAGAAAGGUGGGGGCUAAGAAAUUUUUCUGAGUUUACUUCAAACCUAGUCCUUUAGGGUAAUCACCUGAAGAACACUGAAGAACAAUCCUAAGCGCAGAUACAGGGUACAUGGAGAAUUAACUGAGAGCAGCCCUGCUGAGAAGGACUUGAGGGUGUUGGUUGACAAGAAGCUCAACGUGACCUGGCAAUGUGUUGCAGCCCAGAAAGCCAAUCAUGUCCUGGGGUGCAUCAAAAGCAGUGGAACCAGCAGGUUGAGGGAGGGGAUUGUGCCCCUCUGCUUCACUCUUGUGAGACAGCACCUGGAGUACUGCAUCUAGCUCUGGAGUCCCUAGGAAGGGAAGACAUAGAUCUGUUAGAAUGAGUCCAGAGGAGGGCCACCAAGAUGAUCAGAGAGCUGGAGCACCUCUCAUAUGAAGACAGGCUGAGAGAGUUGGGGUUGUUCAGACUGGAGAAAAGAGAGCUCUGCGGAGACCUUAGAGCCCCUUCCAGUACCUGAAAGAAACUACAGGACAGCUGGAGAGAGGCUUUUUACAAGGACAUGGAGUGAUAAGAAAAGGGGUACUGACUUUAAACUGAAAGGAGGCAAGUUUAGAUUAGAUGUUAGGAAGAAAUUCUUUACUGAGGGGAUGGUAAGGCACUGGAGCAGGUUUUCCAGAGGAGCUGUGUGUGCCCCAUCCAUGGAAGUGUUCAAAGCCAGAUUGGAUGGGGCUUUGAGCACCUGGUCUAGGGGAGUGGAGUGAAGAGCUCAGCAGCAUCAAUCCUUAUUUGGACAAAAAAGCUUCCUAGGUCUUGUUUUGCCCGUGUUUUCCGGGCAUUGUUUCAGGGCUGGGGGGAGGACAUGAAACUGCAGAAACUUGUUUGCCCCAUUGCUUUUGCUCUCCUGAGCCCCAUGGUUCAGUGGACGGAGAGGGGGUCAGGUGCUGUCUUGCCUUUGUCUGAGAAAAUGAUGGAGGGUGCUCUCUAUGGGAAGUGGUUUUGUUUGUUCAGUGGUGGAUACCCUUUUGUAAGUAGAGCACUCUCUCUUUUGUUCUCUCUUUAAUUGAUAUCGAUGUGGUUAUGGUGAGUUUUUCAGUAAAACUGUGAUUCCAAGUUGUGUUCUCUCCAAGUGUUUCCUCUGUUGUUGUAAGGGAUCAGGGGAGUGGGCAACUUGAGUGGGAUUAAUUUUCCUACUGGGUUUUUAAACCAGCACAAUGGGCAGUGUAGUUUUUGUCCUAUGUUAAUCAACAUGUUUGACUCAUAAAUCUUAUGUAAAACAACAGUGGAGUCUCAUGAUAGUUUGGGUGGAAAAACAGAGCUUCCAGGCAUGUCCAGAGGAUAAGAAAUGAGAAUGAUGCUGUCAUUCUUGAUCAAGUUGCUGUUUCUAAGCGCCCUGGGGCUUGUGGCAAAUCCAAAUCCAGGAUGCAGCUGCCCCAGGACUUACCAUUUUCCUGUGUUUGCAUGACAAGGAUUUGCUUUCAGGGUAGCCAAACAUGAAAUGCAUGGGAAGAUUGGUGUUGGCACGGGAUGCCGUCCAGGAAAGGGCCACGCCCCCUCGGUGCAGCUCCUCUCCUUGCAGUAGGUGGUGCGCUCCAAGUCACUCCUCUGAAUCUUGAAUGACAGAGACUGAGUGAGAGUGGGUUGUGCUCACCGCCACAAAGCCUUCCUGUUUGCAAAGUCACAGCUGCUGCAGCUCAACAGAAGGCAACCUCAGGGAAAAGCUAAGCCAAACUUUCAAACUGAGGGAGCCUCAAUAGAGCACGUGUCACCCAUAGACCCCGAAGGGCUUGGCAAUCGAGGUUAGUACCACCCUCCUUACUUCGUAGAUGGGAAAACAGAUGAAACAAAGCGACGGAAAAGGGAAGUUAUUUUCUUGAGAUUGCAAAGCAGUUUGGGUCAGGAAACUAGGGCAUGAAUCUCCUGUGCCUAGACCUUCUCUCCUAGGUACUGUGUGACUUCAACUGACGGUUAUUCCGGGGAGCUGGUUAUCUCCAUCGUUUGUGCUCGCUCUCCCCCAGCCUCUGAGUAACUCCUAAUACUAAGCAAGAGCUUUUAAUGCCGAAGUGAAAGUAGAAAAAUACAACUUUGGAAUAGCACAUUACAGCAACUGCAUGUAGCUCUGUACGUAUCUAAUUAGGAGCUAAAAUGUGAACUACAUGUUUGAAUUAUGUUGUGUUUUUCUGUUGAUACAAUCUUUUCAUUUUCUGGCUGUUUCUGUGUGAACCACCUCUACCAAGCAAGUUCCUAGUAGACUUCCUGGAACCUCUGGCACUCUCCCUCUCCAAAUAAACUGUUAAUAGGAAAGUGAAUACCUGUAAUUCCUUAUUUUGUCCCAUGGUGCUUAGCAGAAUUUGUUGAAACAGUCAUUUUCUUUGCCUCCAUCACCUUGAUAUACUUGUCACUUUAGUUUUUUAAUUUUUAAAUUUAAAUUUGUAAUUUAAGUUAAAUUUAAAUAAUUUUUAAAAUUAUUUUAAUGGUAAAUAGUGUGAUAACAAAGCCAAAAAAGCAAACAAAAAAUUACCAAAAACCCGAAAAAGUUGUGUCCACAAAGCUGAUUCCUGUUUUGUUUGGAGUUCCUACUAGACAAGAAAAUUACUCUGCAGGGUUUUUACAGCUGUCCUUUAUUGCUGAGCCAUGCUGUAAUGGAUGUUGGUUUUCUCUCCACCAGAUAGGAGCUUCCUGAAGAUGAAACCAUCUGCCACCUAUGAGCUGUUAGUGGACGGUGUUGGGCCAUGGGACUUCACUGGUGGUUUUGUUCCUUGUGAACUGCUCCUUGUUGGAGAGGAUGCCUUCCCUGUACUCCUGAGCGCUAAGAAGCAGGUUCUGAUUGCUGUUUCACAGUAUGGGAAGGGCCGGAUGGUGGUUGUUUCCCAUGAAGGAAUCUUGAAGGACUCCAAGUUUUCCCAGUUCCUCAGAAAUGCUGUGGAGUGGCUCAAGCCUUGCACCGAGGCCCUGGUUGGGGUGCAUUCUCAGUUGGAUUCCCUCUCCCAGGUGCUGCUCAGGGCUGGCACUAAGGUACAGGCUGGGGCAGAGCUCAGCCCCUCCCUGGGGGUGUACUGUGUGGAUGCCUAUGACAGCUCGAAGGCGAAAGACCUGGUUGGCUUUGUAAAAGCCGGGGGAGGGCUGCUCAUUGGAGGCCAAGCCUGGCACUGGGCUAGUCAACAUGGCAAGGAGAAGGUGCUGUUCGAAUUCCCUGGGAACCAAGUGACCAGCGUAGCUGGCGUGUACUUCACAGGAAACGCUGUGGAAAAAGGCAUCUUCAAAGUAGCCAAGAAAAUUCCCAAGAUCCCAUUAGUUGUCCAGCACCAGACCGACCUCAGCCUUGAUGCUGAGUUUCUCCUGCGCGGUGUGCUGGAGCUGGAUUUGAUGACGGGGGGCAUUCCCUCCACCCUGCUGGUGCACGGUGUCCUCUCCUUCCCCCUCUGCCUGGACAGCUCUCACCGCUGCCUCUUGGCUGCGGCACACUAUGGCCAAGGCCGUGUCGUGGUGGCGACCCACGAGAGCCAUCUGUUCUCCCCUAAGCUGGCCAGAUUCCUGCUCAAUGCUGUCUGCUGGCUGGAUGCCGGGAGGAAGGGGCUGGUGGGUGUGAAUCCCAGCCUGAAGAAACUGUGUAGCCUCCUCUCUCCGGAAGGGGUGAAGUCACAGGUGUCAGAGCUGACAGGUGACCUCAGCGUGUACUGCUGCUCUUCUUACAGCGACAGAGAGGCAGAAAGGAUUCACGCUUUCGUGGCAGAGGGAGGUGGCCUAUUGGUGGGAGGCCAGGCCUGGUACUGGGCUUCCCAGAACCGUGGCAAAGCCGCUGUGGCAGAAUAUCCUGGCAACAAAAUCCUGAACCGCUUUGGGCUGAGUAUCCUGGGGCAGAGUGGCCAGGCGGCCAAGCACCGGCCCGUGGGGCCUGGGGAGCACUACCACUUCCGCAAGGCGCUCCUGCUCUUCAGCACGCAGGUGCGCAAAUGUGAGGAGCUCACGGGGCCCCUGAAGGACUGGCUGCACUGCCUGGCACGAGACUGCGCUGCCUUCCUGCGCAUCCCAGCCCACGACUGCCCAGCGUAUGCCUCGCUGCGCCGCAUCCUGACCAAAGUGCUUCAGAGAAGCGGGAUCCCGCAGGUCAGCAGGCAAUGCCCCGUCAAGAGAAACUCCAAAGAGGCAGUCCUGCUCUGCAUGGCAACCGAGCUGUCCCUCACCAUGACAGACAGCGCAGCCCUGGUGCAGAAAUGUGCUGCUGGAGUCUGCGCCCUCCCCAUCGCUGUGGAAAUUGAUGGCACAAACCCAGGACUGUGUUAUAUCUUACCUUUAGGUAAGACAGCCUGGAGGAGUACAGGACUCUACCUCCCUGAAGGGCACACAGCAGUUAUAUCGUGGCCUUGCCUAGUGGUCGGUGCUGGUCUGAAGGUGCAGAUUGGGUGUCACACAGAUGACCUCUCUCAUGCCAAAGAGCUGAAGCGGGCGCCAGUGGUAAUACGCACCUGUGAUGUUGCCUGCCAGAAGCAGUCCAUUUCUUGCCUCUGGGGUGGCCUGAUUUAUAUCAUAGUACCAGCAAGGAGUGUCCUGGGGAAGGUGCCCAUCACAGUGGAAGGGGCAGUCAGAGCUCCUUUCUUCAAACUUGGGGAGACUUGUGAAAGCCAGUGGAAGGAUUGUAUCCGACACUACCCUGCUCCCUGGGCAGAACUGGCUGUUGAGAAUCUUAUCCUGACGGUACCCUCCGACAGCAUCCGCCACAUGGAGAACCCACGGCCACUGCUGACCCUGUGGAAUGAGAUCAUGGUGGCAAUAAGCAAAUUGGCAGCCAUACCAACGAAAUUCCCAAGGCCAGAGAGGAUUGUAACAGAUGUCCAGAUCUCAUGUGGCUGGAUGCACGCUGGAUACCCCAUCAUGGGCCACCUAGAUUCGGUGAAGGAGAUGUUAGAUGUGAAGCAUAUGCAAACUACUGGUCUUUGGGGUCCUAUCCAUGAGCUGGGACACAAUCAACAGCAGCAAGCAUGGGAAUUUCCCCCUCAUACCACAGAGGCCACAUGCAACCUCUGGUCUGUCUAUGUUCAUGAGAAGGUGCUGGGGAUUCCCAGACAUCAGGCCCAUCAGGCCCUUAAGUCACAGUGUCGGCAGGAAAGGAUAAAAGAGUAUCUGAGGAAAGGCGCUCAGCUAAAGGACUGGAACGUGUGGACUGCUCUGGAGACAUACCUGCAGUUGCAGGAAGGGUUUGGUUGGGACCCCUUCAUCCACCUCUUCUCUGACUACCAGAAAAUGUCCACCAUCCCAAAAGACAACCCUUCUAAGAUGAACUUGUGGGCACAGAAGUUUUCUCAGCAGGUGAAUAAAAAUUUGGCUCCAUUCUUUAUGGCCUGGGGAUGGCCUAUCAAGAAAGAGCUGUCUCUGGAACUGUCCUCUCUACCCAGCUGGGAACAGGACCCAAUGAGAUCCUAUAAACCAUAAAGGAAAACUAUAUAAAUCUUGGUUCUCAUACUAGCUAUGGCCUAUCUUUUUCUCCUUGUGUGCUGCAUAAUAGCUCACUAUGUGCUUAGAUUUACACUGGAUUCUUCAGCUUCUUGCUGACAAUGGAGGCCAACCCAACAGAAAUUCAACAGGAAUUUAUCUGCAGAUCUGCAAUCUAAGCUAUCUUCUGAAGGAUUAAAUAAUCAAUGAGCUUUGUUCUGGGUUCUUCACCUCAGGAGGAAUGUAAUUCUGAGUUUAUUUAGUUUCUACAGAACCUUUCUCUGAUGAAAUGGAAGUUUUCAGGGUGAAGCAGUCACUGGAACAGUCUCAAGGACAAUAUCAAGGGAGUAUAGAUCUUUAGAGCAAAUAGUAGCCUUCACAAUGUUGUACUCUUCAGUUAUAACCUCAGUGACAUGAGAUUUUAACUAUUGUUUCUAUAACACUAAAAUCCCUAAUUUUUAAUUCCUCUAAUUAUGCAGAACUUCCACACCUACUAUUAUGAAAGUGACCUUGUAAGGCUUAUAUACAGGUUAUAUAAUGCAUAGCUGAUACUGAAAUGCUGUAGAUUUCUUCCUACGUUCUAUGACUGUGUGACCCAACAUCCAGCUUUAUGUGAAUAAGUCAAUUGUAAGUUGUUGCUGUCACUCUUAACCGUGGCCUGACAACAAGAUACAUCCAGUGUAGAUGGGAGAGUGGGAGCAAAGAGGUGACUUGAUUGUAGUCAGUAAUGGUUUAACUCAUGGGCUCAGCAAAAGUUAAAACACAGGCACUGACCUGACAGCAUGAGGGAGCAGAGAGAAGGAAGACAACAGUUCAUCAAGACAGUAAAAAAAGACCAGAAUAGAAAUUACCCAGAUACUUGUUACAACAGCUUUUCAUUUUUGUGUUGGCUCAGAUAUGGUUCUGAUUUCCCAAUGAUUCAUAGGCCUAAUAUUUUACUUGGUGUUUCAAACUUUUUUCCAUUCUUAUUCACAACUGGUAUGAGUUUAUCUUCCAAUAAAAUAAAUGCAGAGGCCAAUCAUAGUUUAAACAAUGUCUCAGUACUGGUUUGGAGGUUCGGAAGACUUAUAUGGUAUAAAGAUUUAGAUCUGACCCUACCUACGGAAGCAUAUUUUAUCUCUAAUGAGUUUAUGAAUAAAAGUUUAGCUUGUGUCCACUUAAAAAAUAUACCAAAUGUAUCAAAGUACUAUCAGAUCUGUUAUCAGAUCAGUAUGUAAACUAGGGGGAGUUGGCUGGGUGCCACUGAUCACAGCUCAGGGACAGGCUGGGCAUCGGUCAGCGACUGGACUCUGCAUCACUCGGGUUUCCUGGGUUUUAUUCCUCUCUGUGUCUCUUUCUCUGCCUGUCAUUGCAACUAUUGUUGUUAUUAUUAUCAUUAGCAUUAUUGUUAUAUUUUACUUUCCUUCAGUUAUUAAACUGUUCUUAACCCACAACUUUUACCUUUCUUUCAUUCUACUUCAUCCCGCCCCAUCCCCUGCUCAGAGGUAAGGCAGUGAGCAACAGGCUAUGUGGUGCUUAGUUUCCAGCUGAUGUUAAACCAUGACGUGCAUGAAACAUUGAAUAAUUUCUGUGAAAUUUUAUUUCAAGCAGCAGUUACAGAACAAUUCAUCAUGCAUGGGAAAAUCUUUGAACACACCUGAGACCGACCUGAACAGGAGGUGAAGUGUAAAAAAAGUAAAAUAGAUUAGGAGGCCACAUUGACCUUAGCAAAAAUAAAAGCAGAAACAGAGGAUUUUCGUGCUGUGAUAAACUAGGUGGGUUCAGUAGUGAGGUUUUCAGAUUACAUGUAGACUUACUGGCUUCAUUUUUACAGUCAGUUUGCCUUUAAUGGAAAGUUGUCUGCUGUUUCUAUUUACUCCUUUCUUCUAGUGGGGAACCCAACAAAGAUUUGAUUAAGGCUUUCCUAUUAUUAUCAGGCUAAGGGUGAUUUCACUAAUAGCUGAAGCAUUGGAUUUACCAAGGCACUUGGAGAAACACACUGAGGCACAAUACCUCUUCAAGGACAAAUGUGAAAUAAAAUAGCAAUGACUGUCAAUUUUAUUAACUACUUUUGUAUAAGCUUUCUGGCUAGCAGCAAAAUAUUUUCAAACAUGGCUUUUUCUUCUGUUGAUAGUAAAGAACUCAGUGGUACUGAAGGAGCUGGUGAUUUAAUAGCAGGUCCUACUCUUUUUUUUUUUUCCCUAAAAAUUUAGUUAGACUACUAGAGAAAUUUGUGCUAAUUGUAUUGGUUAUUUUAGCCUUUGAUUUUCUGGCAGCAACUUUAGGAAGUAAUCCACAAACCAAGCAUAGAUAAAGUGGGAUUCAUCU